Molecule: messenger RNA, 2670 nt
Organism: Scheffersomyces stipitis CBS 6054
Lineage: Eukaryota; Fungi; Ascomycota; Pichiomycetes; Serinales; Debaryomycetaceae
Gene: CUP2
Product: Cup2p
Exons: 1
Coding region: 544-2481 (645 amino acids)
Biological process (GO): intracellular iron ion homeostasis; intracellular copper ion homeostasis; positive regulation of transcription by RNA polymerase II
Cellular component (GO): nucleus
Molecular function (GO): DNA-binding transcription factor activity, RNA polymerase II-specific; copper ion binding; RNA polymerase II cis-regulatory region sequence-specific DNA binding
Source: RefSeq, a predicted model, not a curated record
CUUGCUACAGCCCGCUAUUUGGCGUAUCUCGACCUCACGCUUCCUAAACUCGGCCAAAGUCCCAGAUUUCUGGACAGCCUGUUGGCAUUUCUAAGCGCAGAUCUGAAUUGUAUCUGCUGGCUCAUCGACUACACCUCGAGCACAUCCCACGCCACAAACACAAUAGUACCUUGUUUGAGAGUAUAGAACGAUUCUAUACGUGAAUCUUGACAUAUUUUGAAUAUUCUUUCGAGAGUUUUCAUUGCUUUGGUCCCAGUUGGAUAUUCGUAUCUUUUGGUCAGAAUCUCACCGCACCAGUACAAGAACCUUACAUAUCAUCUCCAAUAGCAGUAUAGCUUGCUAUAAGGAACAGCCUACCGUAAGAUAUCGAAAGUUAUUUUAAUUGCCCAUUGGGUGCCAUAAUCACACCUUAACUUAUCUUUUCACAUCUACGCUUACUUAAAAGCCAAAGGUCAGUACUAUCCAUUCUCACUCGUAUAACCGGUGCUUUACAACUUUACGUAAUUUCUUCACAUCCACUGCCGUUUUGACUUCAUCCAUAAAAUGGUAUUAAUCAACGGUGUAAAGUAUGCCUGUGAACGGUGCAUUCGUGGUCACAGAGUCACCACCUGCACCCACACUGACCAGCCGUUAACCAUGAUCAAACCAAAAGGAAGACCCGCUUCACAAUGUCAGCAUUGCCGCGACCAGCGUAAAAUGAAAAACCUCCAUACAACUUGUACUUGUGGAAAAAAAGGAAAAUCUCCUGGAAUGCAUUUGGCCUCUUGUCCCUGCCACAAGAACUCACAUUGUACUUGUUCAGCUAAUCAGGCAGCAAAAAAAGUGGGCGUCGCUCCUCAAGGCAACAUUCAUCACCAAACAGCCUCGGAACGAGCUAAAAAGAAGUCGUUGAUCACGGCAGCUAACGCUGAUUUGUUGAAAAGAUCUGCCUCUACGUCUUCGAACUCGAAUUUGAAUAGUAACUCGUCGAACGGAAAUCCUUCAACUUCACCUAGAAGCCUGAACGGCACAUCGUCAACAUUCACAGCGUCAAACUCUCUUAACAAUUACGUGAUCGAAGAUGUCAUUGUCCCCUUUGAAACCAGCAACGGCUUGUUUGACUUGUUUUCCUCGGCUGCUCCGUCGGAAAACAACACUUCCAACAACAGCAUCAACGGCUCUAAAACUAACCUCAACGAUCCCUUCAACACCGGAAGUAAUUCCAAUUCUGCUGGCUCAUUGAGCCCAAGCUCUAACUUCAACAAUAACAAUAAUACUACAAUGAACGGUACUAAUAGUAUCAGUUUAAGCAACAACAACUACAACGACCUCUCUUACGACACCAAUAACGACACAGCUUACGAAAAAGACUCAAUUGAUCUUCCCACACUUGCAACUGAUAUAAAGCGCCACUACAAUAAUCCCGAUAUCGAUGCCCAUUUAUCACCUACAGAACUCGAGUUGGUGGAUCACAUGUUUCCCUUGUUUCCCUUAGUGGGAACAGCCAGUUUUGACAGCGACCUGAACCAGCCACUUCUGUCAAUUCCACAGAACAACAUAUUCACUUCUCUUCAUGAAAAAAGUGCUCCUAUGAGCACAACCUUCACCAACUUGACUGGUACAAAUGGAAAUGGAAACUCCAAAGUUAAUCCCCUCGUAAACUCGAACGGAAGUAACAAUUCCAAUGCAAACGUAACGAAUACUAAUGCAGACAGUAACGUAAGUACGGAUCUUUCGCAUUCGCUGUCUAUCAAAUCUCUCAACAGACCACAUCAGCCCAAACCAGUAAGACCUAUUCCCCAGCCUAGUGCUACACCGCAAUCGACUUCUUCUAAUGUUAACUCAACCAAUAGCGGCAAUAAUCAUUACCAACCUAUACGGCCUAAAAGGCCCGAAAGUGUCUUAUCUAUAGCGUCGAAUUCGUCCAGUCGCUCUUUUGAUGUAAACCAUAACCACAACUCGUCGUUUAUAGUAGGAGGAAUACCCAACUCUACAAAUUCUGCUGCGUAUCCUCCGAGUGGACUUUAUGGGGCCUAUGAUGUGCACAAUGUUGCCAGUGGCUUCCAUAGUGACGACAGUCCUCAUUAUCACCAUUUUGGAGGUACAGGCUUGGGGUCAACUUCUUCUUCAACGAAUAUAGCCUCGAAUCAGAAUGAAAGUGAUUUUGCCAACUCCGAAAACUGGUUUUCUGAACUCGCUUCAAAUAACAAUAAAAGAACCACUUCGUUGUCAACAUCGUCGUCGUUUGCUAACAUAUAUGAGAAUCAGAAGAACGGCUUAUCUGAAGAUCGGAAGGUUUCCGGUACACCUGACGUACUGAAUGGGGACAUCUACGGCAACAGCAAACUUACUAGUGCAGUCCCAGAAGAGAACGGUGAAGAACAAAACUAUUCUUCUUCUGUACCUCCUGCUCAGGCACCAAUGGACUAUGAGGUCAAUUUGCCGAUGUUCCAAGAUUUGUUGCCUCUGUUUGACGGAAAGAGUUUUGACCAAGACUUCUAAUUAUCAGAAUAACCAGAAUAUCAAAACAGACAUAGCUAAGAUCCUUGCUCUGGACAAUUAUAGAAUAUGUACAAUAGGCAAUAGGGCGUUGUGUGUUGUUUCCUUGAUAUUUUGAAUUUAUUCACCGACUGGAGUAUGAAGUUCUAUAGGAUGUAAUUGAAUAGAAGUAUAAUGUAUAUUUAAUUACAG